Hevea brasiliensis (rubber tree) is the source of this 1179-nucleotide messenger RNA. RefSeq lists its product as uncharacterized. NCBI's taxonomy places the organism in Eukaryota, Viridiplantae, Streptophyta, Magnoliopsida, Malpighiales, Euphorbiaceae. The coding region runs from base 471 to 818 and encodes 115 amino acids. The record is from RefSeq and is a predicted model, not a curated record. The transcript has 2 exons.
UUUUGCAGAUUUGUGCCCACCAUAUGUUUGAUUAAAUUUCUCUUUGAGAACUAGUUAUCUCUUUGCUGUCCUCACUUUAUUGCUUGCUGUGAUUACUUUAUUUUGCAGCAUUUGUGAGUUCUAGUGAGCCAUCUUACGUUCCUUUCACAACAGGAGUGGUAUCAGAGCCUGGUUCGAUUGUAACCGGGCGUACGACUCAUGGCAUCUAACGGCAAUGCAAUGAAUAUUUCUCAACCAUCAAUUCCAAUCUUCAAAGGUGAAUGCUAUGAAUUCUGAAGCAUCAAAAUGAAGACAUUGUUCAAGUCUCAAGAUUUGUGGGACUUGGUUGAGAACGGGUAUCCUGAACGAGAUGAAGAGGCUAGACUUAAAGAAAACAAGAAAAGGGACUCCAAAGCACUGUUCUUCAUCCAGCAAGCAGUGGAUGAGUCAAUUUUUUCAAAAAUAGCGGCAGCAAAUACAGCCAAAGAAGCAUGGAUGACCUUGCCGACGGCGUUCCAAGGUUCCUCAAAGUGGCAGCUAUUGAGGAGUCGAAAGACUUGGCUACUUACUCGUUUGAUGAACUAAUGGGAUCUUUACAAUCCCAUGAGGCAAGGUUGAACAGGGCAAAUGAAAAGAAUGAUGAAAAGGCUUUUCAAGUGAUGGGGGAGUCAUUUAAACAACAAGAUGACUCAAGGAAGGCAUUAACCAGAGGACGUGGUAGAGGAGGAUAUCGCGGCAGAGGUGGUGGCAGAGGUGGUAGAGGUAGAGGCAAAAUUGGUGGACAAGAUGAGCAAGGGCCAACAACAGAGAGGCAGAAAAAUUACAAGAGCAAUAUCUAGUGCUAUAAUUGCAAGCAGUAUGGGCAUGUGAAGGCAGAAUGCUGGAGGAAAGAAAAGCAAGCAAAUUUUGCAGAAGAUGAGGAAGAGCUCUAGCUAUUUAUGGCCUCUCAAGAUGACAACAAAGCCUCAAGUGACAUCUGGUUUCUGGAUAGCGGGUGUUCCAAUCAUAUGACUCGAAUAAAAUCUUUGUUUAAGGAGCUUGACGAGUCAUACAAACUGAAAGUGAGACUUGGUGAUGACAAACAAGUGCAAGUUGAAGGCAAAGGCACGGUGGCAAUAAGCAAAGGCCACGGUAAUGUGAAGCUCCUUUACAAUGUUUAUUUUAUUCCUUGUCUAUCACAAAAUUUGUUAAGUGUCGGAC